ACCAGUCCUCCUCUGUGUGUGUGUGUGUGUGUGUGUGUGUGUGUGUGUGUGUGUGUGUGUGUGUGUGAGAGAGAGAGACCAAUGACCUUUUAGUUGCCUUUAUUUGUUUUUGGCUGCUGUGUGGUCAAGAAUAUUCGUCAAUGAAUUAAUUGCUAUAUUUUAUAUAGACAUUUUUAUCCUUAAAAGGAGGUGUGGCCUUUUAGUCCUGGUGAAGUAAGUGUGGCCACUGUGCCUGUCAUUCGCAUCAAAAGAGGCGUGUUCUCUGUAUCUGUCAGUCCCAAUUAAGGAGACAUGGCCUUUGUGAAGGAGGUGUGGCCUCUGCGUCAAUCUCGGUGCAGGAGGUGUGGCCUCUGGGCCUAAGAGUCCUAGUGAAGGGGGUGUGGUCUCUGUGCUGGUCCAUGUGAAGGAGGUGUGGCUUCUGCAUAAAUUUUGGUGAAGGAGGUGUGGUGACUGCGUCAAUCUUGGUGAAGGAGGUGUGGCCUCUGGGCCUAAGAGUCCUAGUGAAGGAGGUGUGGUCUCUGUGCUGGUCCAAGUGAAGGAGGUGUGGCGUCUGCAUCAAUCUUGGUGAAGGAGGUGUAGCGACUGGGCUUAAAAAGUCCUAGUGAAGGAGGUGUGGCCUCUGGGCCUGAGUCCUAGUGAAGGGGGUAUGGUCUCUGUGCUGGUCCAAAUGAAGGAGGUGUGGCCUCUGCAUCAGUUAUGGUGAAGGUGUAUCCUCUGGGCCUGAGAAUCUUCGUAAAGGAGGUGUGGCUAAGCUAAUUGAACAUUGACAUAACAUUAAAUACAAUAAGUUGCAUUGUAUUCAAUCAUUGGCUUCUUUAAAUGUGUUGGAUAUGUUGUGUGCAUUUUUAGGUGUUUUUUUUUUUUUGGCAGUACCGGUAUUAUUAGUGCAGACAUCUUUAAUUUCCCAAAUUAAUAUUUAACUUAAGGGAGUUUUAUCUUUUAUUUAUCGAGUUUUAUCGAUUGAGAAAAUUUGCAUACGAUGCGUAACAUGUUUGGUAUACUCGUAGCCAACAAAGCUCCACUCGCAGGUCCGUGUUAAUGAGUCCAAUUAUCCAGUUAACAUUAGCACAUAUUUGUUCCUCCUUUCCCAUUUAGACAGUUAAAUCAUUUUAACACACUCGCAAAACAUUUUUUUCAUGCAUGUGUGCACACAGUCUUUCACACACACAAACGCACACGUCGGUACGUGCCACCUCUGCCUUCUAGACCCCUGCUUUGCAUAGUAGCUUUCUCAGCCGAGUGGUAGCAAACAGCACUGGAGGGAGUGGAAAGGCUAAGUUUCCUCGUUCCUGCCCUCGUUUAGUGGACUUUGAGCUUUGUCUGUUAAUCUCAACUGUCCAACCUCUGUUCCUAAUAUUCAGUUCCAAGUGUUUAACUGCUCUUACUCCUGACAAACACACACACACACACACACACACACACACACACACACACACACUUUCUCAGACACGCCCACAAGGUCUGUUAUAUGGCACCCGGUGCAGAACAAUGGGCUAUUAAGUGCUAGUUGCACACCUGUCUGCUUUACUGCAGUUACAGGUUUUUAAUUCUUCAGCCCACAUUAUUGCAGAGAUAAUGACUGAGCAUUUGGCAAGAGGUAAUAAAAAGAACUAUAUUAAAAAUACAAAAACGUAAGUUACUGAUUACCACGUAGUAAACAAUGUAACACGUCUAAAUUGAAAUUGUUGGACAGCCAACAUACAGUACACACUAUUUGUUUAAAAUUGUUACGACUGCAUAUAUUUCACUCAACACGUGGAACGCUUCGGCUACAAAUCAAGUGUAUAUAAUAGUCCUUUUUACCAAGGAACGGUAGUCUACAGCAGAUCGUCCUGUUGUGAUCUUCCCAGCUGCAGGGCCUGUUUUGACCUUGGCUCGACUGAGUCAUUUCAUAUUCCAGGAAUUGUAUGCGUUUCUGUGUAACUGUGUGUUUAUUGGAAAUGCUUUGAUUUGGUAAUCCCAAUACUCAGACAGCAAGUAGGCUCAGUAUUGGGAUUCUCUGUCGAUUAGUGUGACGCCAACCACUUCAUUAGGACUGCCUGUACAUCCUUCAUGCAGUUAUCCAAUCAACCAAUCAUCAGCCAAACAGAGACUAGGCAGGUGAUGAUUGUCCAGUUUUUAGCGAGUCUCCGCCCACUGUAGGCUGGCUGGAGUAGAGCCAGUUGUGGUCUUCUGCUGUUGUAGCUGAUCCACCUCAGUGUUCGAUGUGUGCGUUGUGAGUUACUUUUCUGCUCACCACGGUUGUAAAGAGUGGUUAUUUGUGCUAUCAUAGCCUUCCUGUCAACUUGAACCAGUCUGGCCAUUCUCUGAGCUUUCUCAUGAAUAAGGUGUUUCCAUCCACAGAACUGGAUGGGUUUUUUUUUGUUGUUGUUCGUUUGUUUUGUCACACCAUUCUGUGUAAACUCUAGAGAUCUAGAGGAGAUCUGCAGUUUCUGAAAUAAUCAAACAAUCCAUCUGGCACCAUCAACCAUGCCACGAUCACAGGUUUUUAAUUCAGUGUGUUGCUGCCAAUCGAUUGGCUGAUUGGACAAUUACAUGAAUGCGUUGGUGCUCCAACUGGAUGGUGAUUGGAUAGUGAUUGGACAGUGACUGCAGAAUCUUCUCUUCUCAUCAAUCUGAUCUUCUCAUGUCAAAUAAUGAGAAUAAUUCUCAGUUGCUGAGGAACAUAUCUGUUUAUAUUGUAUUUUUAUUUUUUAGCAUUUUACUGCACUAUGUAGUAGAUACAUAUACACCUAAUGUUUUUUACAGUGCACUCUUCACUCUUAAGAUUACUGACACCUGUAUAAUGUUAAGCAACCUUGUUCUUCAUUGUCAAGGUUUGUGUUGCGUGUUUGCAAUCUUAUUUUUACAGUGGUGCUACAAGUACCAAUAUGCUAUACUGUACUAUAUAGCAGUGGUCAUCAACUAACCAUAGUUCAGAGACCCCAGUUUUCUAAACAUGCAAUGUAAAUUAUUUAGCUAAAGGCAGCUCUUCCAAUUAGAGGUCGACCGGUUUUGCCGAUUAAUCGGCACCGAUAAACGAAUGCUGGAACUAUCGGUUAUCGGCAAAAAUCCACACCAAUCGUUUUUCCCAGUUGCGUCCUGUCCAUCGCGGGAGUGGCUGAGAAGGGUCCGGUGUCAUUUUACAGUACGACAGCAGCCUCUAGAGGCGAAAUUUUGUUGCGUUUUUUGAAGUGUUUUUUUAGAGUCAUUUUGGAUGUCACUAUUUUUAUUUGUUAUGUGAAGUGUUACUUUUUGGUUCAGUUUGGACGCAUGUCUUUUUAUUUUCUUUCAUUUUUAUUCAUAGUUAAUAUAUAUUAAUAUUUAUGUAUUUAUUUCAUUUUAAAAAGUACAGUACAAUUUUCAUGGUACUGUUUAUUUUUGUAAUAAAGUUCAGCAGUAUUUUUUGUGUACUCUAAGUGUUUUCAUUCAGUGUCAAUUUUAAAAUCUGUACAGGUUGAUAGUUACUGCCCAGCUUACUGUCGUUAUCGCUAUCGGUAAAAAUCUGCUGUCGGUCAGCCUCUACUUCCAAGCAGUAGACUAGUGGCAUUAGGUAAGAAAGAAAACCUAAUGUUUAAAGGUGACGGACAAAGACGUUUGCGUUUUUCUCAUCUUCCAGUCACAUCUGUUCAGGGUUUGUGGCGCUAAUCAGAAUCAGAUGUGACAUGCUGGUGUGAAAAUGUAAAACUAACUUCAGAAGAAAGAUGGGGGGAAAAAAACAGAGGCUGGUGAGGAAAUUACUAUUUAUUACUAUUAGAACAUAACCGAUAACAAGAUCUAACAUGUUUCGCAACAUUAAAUGUAAUUAGACUUCAAAGUGCUGUCGUUCUGUUGUCAGGAAAUUAUUUGUUUGAAUCGCCACCAUGAUGCAACCAUCCUUGGCCGAGACUCCAAGGGUGCAUAUUUGGCCAUGCUGUCAGGGUAGGAGGGAUGGCGUUACUGUCUCCUCUGUUAAUCCCUGUGACACUAGACUACACUAGAAGAGGGUGCUAGAUGCCGUGACUUUUAACUCGGUUCAAAGGGAAGUAAGCAGCAUAGCUAGACUCUGAUGCAGAAGGCCAGAAAGAGGGGCAAGUCGAGAGCUCUUGGCAGGUGAAAAUGUACCGUCAAAGUAAAGGAAAUAAAAGAGGAGUACAAAUAAACAGGCGAGGCGUCAAUCUGCCCGGAGUCUCACCACAGAUUUGUUUAACUUUCCUGUUUUCAUGUCUUCAUCAGCAUCGUUUAUUUACUGCCCUAAAGGUGUGCGUGCUCUGUGAACCAAGUACUGUUUGAUAAGGAUCACUGUAGCGUUUUCUCUAAAACUGAACUAAUGCGUCAUAAGUAACCAAUGCACGGCCAUAAGAAGGCGAAGUAUGUGACACAUUGAUGGGAUUUUUAUGAUUAUGACCAGCAGCUGAAUAUAGAAAGCGUUUAAAAAGCAGUCAAAAAAAAAAAAAAAAGCCGCACUAAUAUUUGUCCAUGCUCGGAAGAGGAUGGAAAUAUUGCUGUAUUUUUAUGUACACACCCAAGUGCACACUUUCAGACCUUCUGCUCUGUGCUGAAGGCGAGCUCUGUGUUGUUCCCUGUAUCCUUGACCCCUGUCUGCCAGAGUGUCCUGUUACUUCCCUCUGAAGGAGCUCAUUCCGCUCAUCCUGUGCACAGCCUGCCUCCACCCCGAGCCCAAAGAGAGAGACCAGCUACUGCACAUCCUCUUCAACCUCAUCAAGAGACCUGACGACGAGCAGAGACAAAUGAUCCUUAUGGGCUGUGUGGCUUUUGCACGGCAUGUGGGCCCAACGCGGGUGGAGGUGGAACUUUUACCACAGUGCUGGGAACAGAUAAACCACAAGUACCCAGAGAGGAGGCUGCUGGUGGCGGAGUCUUGUGGAGCGCUGGCCCCCUAUCUGCCGAAGGAGAUCCGCAGCUCUCUGGUGCUGUCCAUGCUGCAGCAGAUGUUGGCGGAGGACAAGGCCGAUAUGGUGCGAGAGGCAGUUGUAAAGAGUCUGGGUGUCAUCAUGGCCUACAUCGACGACCCAGACAAAUACACCCAGGGCUUUGAGCUGAUGAUGCUGUCUUUGGGUGAUCUGUCAGAGAGAGUGGUCAAUGCCACACAUCAAGUGUUUAUUCCUGCCUUUGCUGCGUGGAGUACAGAGCUCGGCAACCUGCAGUCUCAGCUCAUCCCCUCACUGCUCAACCGCAUCGAGAAGCUGCUUCAGCAGGGUGAACACAGUUUGGAUGAACAUAAGUUGCACAUGUUUCUCUCGGCUCUGCAGUCUCUAAUUCCUCCGCUCUUCGGCGUGGUGCUCGAGAAUGCACCGUUCACCAGCCGAGUCACACUGCAGAGUGACAUCACUCCCAUUGAGGUGACCCGGUUCCCGCGCCCGGCGUCUCCUCUGCAGGACGUGGCAUUCAUUGUGGGCAGCAGGGAGCAGCUGGGUGCACUUCUGCAGCUGUAUGAACAUCAGCUCCAACACGAGGGUACUACGGGGUGGGACAGCCUGCUGUGGGUGGUCAAUCAACUUCUUCCUCAGCUCAUCGAGAUCGUCGGUCGUAUCAACGUGGCCUCCACCACCUGCUUGCAUGAGUUCUCCAGAUUCUUCUGGCGGCUGUGCAGAACGUUCGGGAAAACAUUUACUAACACCAAGGUGAAGCCUCAGUUCCAAGAAAUCCUGCGGUUAUCCGAGGAGAACGUGGAUGCCACAGCCGGUAACGGCAUUUUGACCAAGGCGACGGUGCCCAUCUAUGCAACGGGGGUCCUGACUUGCUACAACCAGGAGGAAGACCGUAAGCUGUUGGUGGGCUUCCUGGAGGACGUUAUGACUACUUUGUCUCUUUCCCAUGCUCCUCUCGACAGUCUAAAAGCUUCCUUCGUAGAGCUCGGGGCGAACCCGGCCUACCACGAGUUGCUGCUGACCGUGCUGUGGUACGGUGUGGUCCACACGUCUGCACUCGUUCGCUGCACCGCCGCGCGCAUGUUCGAGCUGUUGGUGAAGGGGGUGAAUGAAACCCUAGUAGCUCAGAGAGUUGUUCCGGCACUUAUCACUCUCUCCAGUGAUCCUGAAAUCUCUGUGAGGAUUUCCACAAUCCCUGCAUUUGGAACCAUUAUGGAGACUGUAACACAAAGAGAGUUGCUGGAAAGAGUGAAAAUGCAGCUGGCUUCCUUUCUGGAAGACCCGUUGUACCAGGACCAGCAUUCUUUACACAUGGAGAUUAUUAAGACGUUUGGCAGGGUUGGCCCCAACGCCGAGCCCAGGUUCAGAGACGAGUUCGUCCUUCCGCAUUUGCACAAGUUGGCUAUGAGUAACAACAUGCAGACGGUGGAGAACAAGCGCAUGGACAUUGCAGGCCAGUUGUUUGAGGCCUACAGCGCUCUGUCCUGCUGCUUCAUUUCUGAAGAGAUCAUGGUAAACCAUUUUCUUCCUGGUCUGAGGUGCCUGAGAACCGACAUGGAGCAUCUUUCUCCAGAACAUGAGGUUAUUCUCAGCUCCAUGAUUAAGGAGUGUGAGCUGAAGGUGGAAAACCGAGCCAUGGGAGAGGCACAAGGGUCCAUUUCCAUCGCAGCGAGUCUGGUGGGUGAAGAUGCAAAGACCAAGUUCCUGAGUAAGAUGGGUCAGCUGACUACGUCAGGUGCCAUGCUGGCCAAUGUUUUCCAGAGAAAGAAGUGAAGCAAGUGCUGCUGGGGAAGUUUCCCAUGAGCCUCUGCUGUUUGGGACCUCCUACUUGAAGAAGUCAAAUGUCUGCCUUCAUUUCAUCUGUCUUUUUUUUUUUUUUAUAGGCUCUGUUUUAUAUCAUAUUUAUGUCUUAACUAUGUACUAUAUUCCAACCUCCAAAGAAAUUUGCACUGUUUGUUUUUUUCUAAUUAUUAUUAUUAAUAAUAUCACUACGAGGUUUUUUUUUUUUUUUGCUUUCUUCGUUAAAUCUGACGACAAAAAAAGAUUCCUUCCCUGUCUUGCGCUCGUUCAUGUGUUGCGGUGUCUCUGAAAAGUGUUUUCUAUAAGUGUGUUUAAUUAAUUUCUUUCUCUUUUUGGAUAUGCGCAAACCGUAAAUACCUGUAUAAUACACUGAGAAGGAACAUACCUGUAUCCUGUAUAUUGGAAAUUGGUGUCAUGAUUAAAAAAAAAAAAAAGUGAAGGACUGUUGUGUACUUCUAUAAAUGCGAGUGUAAGUGUUGUGUAAGAUAUGAUAUGAUAUCAGCAGGCAGGUGUUCGAACAAUGAACGGUAAACCCUCUCCGUUGGUUUGAACGCCAACAGUUUCAAAGUUCACGAGCUGAUCCGGAGGGCUCUCGGCCGUGUAAAGACGUUCCUUCCGUCUCUCGAGAAUAGAAUUUGCAUGUUGUAGUCAAUCAUUAACAUUUAGCUCUGAUUAGUAAAUUCUCUGACUUAUAAUUUAUUUCUCCCACCCAGGAAUAUUUGCAUAAAACAAACAAUGCCCUCUCAUGUUUACGUGGAUCUCUGGGUGCGGUUCAACGUCUUAAACAAAUCACAGCCUUCUUGAUGUAGAGCUCUCCUUUUUUUGACUCUCUUUUUCUUUUCUAUAUGCAGUAGUAAGUGUGGGGAGAUGGCGUAAGUAGGGAUGUCUUAGUCAUGAGCACACCGUGAGUCAGAAGUCAGGACCGUUUCCAAAGCAAGCAGGAAAGAGAGAAAAAGAGGUGGAGAAGUUGCCCAAACCACAGGAACAUCCAGCCUCUGUGUGUUUUCAUUGCUUUUUGGUUCUUUACUCAAUCUAUAAUGAGAUAUUUACAUCGGAAAGAUUUAUCUUCAAGCCGGCAGGUGUCCACUUUCAUAGCAAAUCACGGUUCACCUGUACCUUUUUUCUUCUUCGUCAUAUUUAUGAAAAAUAAAAAUAAAACCAGGUGGAUAGAAAUGUGACCCAUGAACAACAUCAUGUCACAUCAGUCUAAAUUGUGCUGUAAAGUUUUAGUCCUACUGCUACACUCUCAGAGGAAGAAACAUGGUAACACAUACAAUUAAAGAAAACUUAAAGUGUAUAAUUACACCUUAAAUACCAGGUGUAUCUUGAAUGAGAUUUUAUAAUGUAAUAAAUAAUGCUAAUAAUAAUUUAAUGGUUAUUUUUUUCCCCCAUGCAUGUUCAAAGAGAAAAGUUACACACCUUCUACGCUUGAGAGACAAAGGUACAGUUUAGUACCGUCUUUUUUCCCCCCUCCUGAUAGUGUAUAAUAGAUUCAUUGGAAAUUCCCUUAUUUUCAUUGUACACAAUUCGAACUGAUGUUGUAGCAGCUAUCUAAAACCAUUCGACUCCAAACAAACCACGAAUGUGAGCCGAGAAUAGUCACCAAAUUUGAUCUUAUAUUCAUACUUUGUAAAAAAAAAAAAGGCUCACUAUCUGAACUAUAUGUGGUAAAAACAAUCUCCUUCAUCCAUGAGUAACCAGAGAAUGUGAUUUGCAUGUGACGUUGCGCAAUUCUUUCCAAGCACCAGCAGGGAAAAGAAGCAAAGUCUCCCAGCACUUCAGAUGACAGUUAUUCAAAUCAGGUAAUAAUGUUUUUAGCAGGAAGAGCUGUUUGUGUGUGUGUGUGUGUGUGAGUGAGUGUGAGAGAGAGAGAAGGACAAGGCCCAGGGCUGAAAGACCUGGGAAGAACAAGCCAUUAAACUCUGUAUGGGAA
Molecule: messenger RNA, 8583 nt
Organism: Ictalurus furcatus (blue catfish)
Lineage: Eukaryota; Metazoa; Chordata; Actinopteri; Siluriformes; Ictaluridae
Gene: relch
Product: RAB11 binding and LisH domain, coiled-coil and HEAT repeat containing
Exons: 21
Coding region: 4710-6623 (637 amino acids)
Biological process (GO): intracellular cholesterol transport
Cellular component (GO): trans-Golgi network; recycling endosome
Molecular function (GO): protein binding
Source: RefSeq, a predicted model, not a curated record